Molecule: messenger RNA, 1245 nt
Organism: Ctenocephalides felis (cat flea)
Lineage: Eukaryota; Metazoa; Arthropoda; Insecta; Siphonaptera; Pulicidae
Exons: 3
Coding region: 1-1245 (414 amino acids)
Source: RefSeq, a predicted model, not a curated record
AUGAAAAAUAAUGUCCGAGGAUUUGUUUAUCAUUUUGAAUUAGGAGCUGACAUGUCCGUAGAUUAUAUCUUUCAAUUAGAAAAUCGUCUGCAGAACGUGCAUAAAUAUCCUUUGAGAAUUUGUAUAUUUGAACAUCCUGGUACUGUAAUGCCAAUAUACGACAAAAAUGGUAACAUAACAAAAUAUGCAUUGAGAGAUGGUGAAGUAAUGCAUUAUCUAGUAAGCGGCGUUAACUUUGAACCGAUAUAUUUUGCACCCACAGAUGGUCUACUUUAUGGUAACGCUCAUGAAAAUGGUACAUUUACUGGUGCACUGCAAGAAUUGCACACAGGCAAUGCAGAAAUAUUAGCAAAUAUGCGUGCCAUCAUGAAAAUUGGAGAAUUAGAUGCACAAUUCACUCAUUCAAUCGUUCAACUUGAAUUUGGAUUUGUUAGUCCUAAAUUAGGCGCCAGUGAUAAGAUUUUGUUCAUUCAUAUAUUUGAUUUGAGCGCAGCUUUAUAUUUGACAUUUUCAUACCUUGCCAUCACAUGCAUCUGGAGGUUGAUGCAACAUUUACAUUCAUAUUUCUUAAGCAUUAAAAACAAUGUAUCCUUACUGCAAUUUCUACAAAGAUUAUUUGGCCUAAUGUUAUUGAUUGGUCAGGAAAAUCCAAAUUUCAUUUUCGAGCGUUUUGUUUUUGCUUCAAUGUUGUUAUUCUCAAUGAUAAACACAUAUACCUAUCAGGCUAAGAUGGUAGAACAUUUGACAGCUAAUCAAGUAUCCUUAGAUGUAGAUACAAUGGAAGAGUUGGCUGAAAGUGGAAUGACGUUAUAUACGAGUUUCGGAAUGAAAGAAUUGAUAGAAGAUAUAGGAAAAGAUGAGGAAAGUCCAAAGUAUUUCAAAACAUUAUUGAAAAAUCAAGUUAUUGAGGAUGAUUACUUGAAAGCUGUAGAACUGGUUAUAGAAACCAAAAGAGCUGCUUAUUUAUCGGGAUUAUAUUUUAGUGAGAGAUUAGCGGCUAUAUAUUAUUCGAACAAAACUGGGGAAGAUUUACUGCAUGUCAUGAGCGAUGCACCACCUUCUAGGCUGAAUGCACAUGUAAUCAAAGCAAAUUCUGUCUAUAAAGAAAGAUUCGAUAUGAUUCUUAUGAGAAUAUUAGAAAGUGGUUUUACCAUAAAAUGGAUAAGAGAGGAUCUGGCCAGAAUAGACAGCGCUCGAAGCGAACACAUCGAUUAUACAAUACCUGAGUACAAUCAACAAGCAUAA